AUGGUCUGCUCGUCGUGCAAAACCCCCAAAAUUCAACAUUAAAACCACCCCCGCCUACUUUUCGACCCAGACGUCGCCAGCAUCAAAAUUCACCUUAAACCCCCGCCCCCAAGCAAAAAUCCCGUGAAACCCAGGACGGCGUUUACCCCGUGACGCUCAAUGUGAGAAAAUAAAUACAUAUUCCCGUCCAACGCACAAGCUCCCUUUCGAAAUAAACCCCCGACAUAAUAAACCCACCACCGAUCGAUAGUCCCGCCACCAGAGACCACAGCACCGGCCCCCGGCGUCCCCAACCCUCGGGCCUGAAGGGAUUCGAAUCCGGCAAAGUCGGUGUUGACGAAAAAUCAAAAAGUAUUUUUCCUUGACAACUUUCACAUGUUGACAUGAACGUGAGGGAACGUCUGAAGGAGGCAUAUGAGAACGUAUCAUUCAGCGCUGACCGCACCUGGAGCAACGCCCCCAAUGCGUACCAAAAGAACAACAUGGAGUUGUACUUAACAGAACACCACGUACAGAUCAACAAGUUGCAGAGGAACAGACCGAGGACUGUGCGGGAGGCCAUCCCCAAGAGCCGGCUGGCGCAGUACGCGAACUACGUGUACAACGAGUCGAGGGAGAUGUCGUACGCUUCGAGUACCACCAACUCGGAGCCGAACUUGUCGAUACGGGUGCCCACGGAGCCCUGGGAGAUGCCCGAAGUCGGAGAACUGUACAGGUGGUUCUUGAAAAAUCAGCCUGAAGAUAGCUUUUCCAGGCUGGAAGGGAAGUACGAGUCGCCCCUGCUCAGUGUUAGCGGCUUCGAAGACAAGAUUCUCAAGAUACAAAUCACUGAAGACAGAGUCAAAAAUAUUUGGAAGAAGAGCUACCAGUACGAAGAGUUCCAAACCAAAAGUGCCACGGUUCUAGUCAAAGCGUUCACUUCUCCUUUGAAAAAUGUGUUUCUUUUCAAGAAUGAAGACAGCAACCACGAGUGGUUUCGGGAUAUCUCUAUAUCGAGAGACUUCGACCAAGUGGAGCAACUGUGCCGGAGUUUCAAAGACCAAACCACUUCCAUCUCCAAGUUCUUGAUGGGGGACACCGACCCGUCCCCCUCUGAACCCACUUCCACGGAAGUCCUCUACUCAGAGGUUCUUCAAGGGCUCUCCCCUAGUCGAAAAUUUCUAUCGUCGCUUAAACCCGACCCCGGCAAGUCCCUCUCCACCGACGAAACCUCCUCCAUCAGUCAAGAUAGCUUCACCAACUACACCAUUUUAAACAGCCACAAGCUCGACGAGCCCAAACCCGACGCUUUUCCCCAAAGUACUCUCCCCAAAGUGUCCCAGUUCACUCCAGUGCCCCCAUCCGCCACCAAAUUCGUACCCCAGAAAGUUUUCUUCCAAACGGACACUCGCUACAAGUACCCCAUGCCGCCUCCGGUGGACCCGAAUCAGCGCAAUCCGAGGAGCAUGGUGCACUCGUCGUACGUACAACAGUACUUUUACUCGCCGGUGCAGACCGUGCAGAGGUGGAUUCCGUCGAAUUUUAGCUCGUACUACCCCACGCAGAUUUUCACUUCUAAUUGGUUCGCGCAGAAUCCGGUAGUGAAUAGGAUUUUCGGACCACUCGUGAGUGCGGACAGGGAGGGUAAUGUUUUUAGUCGGGUUUUGGAGGAGGGGCACUUUAAGGAGGAGAGCAUGGAGGUCGAUCCUUUCGUCGAGGAGCACCAAGUGUCGACGAGUAUUUCCGAGGAGUUGGAAAUACAAGCGCUGGAGCAGUACAGUAACUCCAACGAGAAUUUCUAUCAGGAGCUGGAAAGACAAGCAGCUGAACAGUAUGCGAGUUCUCCUGAAUAA
Molecule: messenger RNA, 1832 nt
Organism: Zophobas morio
Lineage: Eukaryota; Metazoa; Arthropoda; Insecta; Coleoptera; Tenebrionidae
Exons: 5
Coding region: 384-1832 (482 amino acids)
Source: RefSeq, a predicted model, not a curated record